This is a messenger RNA of Anopheles gambiae (African malaria mosquito), 1807 nucleotides long. RefSeq lists its product as uncharacterized. The transcript has 5 exons. Bases 464 to 1255 code for a protein of 263 amino acids. NCBI's taxonomy places the organism in Eukaryota, Metazoa, Arthropoda, Insecta, Diptera, Culicidae. The record is from RefSeq and is a predicted model, not a curated record.
AUUCGAUUUUUGUUCCCAUCAGUCACGAUGUAACUCUCUUCCAGCUAGGGACACAAACACAAACACCUCCGGGAACCUGCUGGAUCUGCUGCGUUCUCCGGCAAAGAAAGUGCUUCGUUUUGGUGCCAGUAGUGCUACUAGUUACAGACCGUAACCUGGCCGUAACUUGCAACACACCUUCCGUGUUUUCAACCGCUUUUGCAGCGCGUUUUCUUCCAAAGAGAACCAAGAAGCGAGAAGGCGAAAAAAACCAGGCGCCUCCAUAGCAACUGCAAGGCACACUGCGCCAUUUUCCGUACUCGGUCGCAUCCUUUGUUCUGAUUUGCUGGAAGCGCGUUCCUCAUCCUAACAUCCUGCAUACCACAUUCCUCUUUUGCCAUUCUCCGGUGACAGGAAGUUGUCGAUAAUAAUCAUCACCAGAGCGCUCGGCAGUGGCAGCAGCCAAGCACCAGGCCACAGCAAAAUGCAGCUCGUUAAUCGAAUCAUCGAGGCCGUCAACUUGCCGCUGUCGCCCAAAUAUCUGCGCGUCACGGCCAUUCUCAUCGCCAUCUAUAAAGUGCUGACGGCACACGUGUUCCUGUUUGUGAUGCUGCUCGGGCUGGCGCAUGCCGAGGAGAUGAGCACCAUCCUGCAGAUGAGCAUCGCCGACCAGAAGGAUGGCGAGUACAUCUGGACGACGAGCGAGCAGGAGGAGUCGAUCAACGAGUGGCGCUUCAAGUCCGCGGAAAAGCUCGCUUCCGUGACGCUUUGCGUGCUUUACAUCGGCACAACGGUUGCCACCAUCUAUGUGCUGAGCUGCCUGGGGCUUUUGAUCGGUACGCUUCGCAACCGGCACGAGUUCUUCAUCCCCUGGAUGGUGGUGGACUUCUUCGGUACGCUUGCCAUCGGGUCGGUGGUGCUGGCGUGCGGCUGCAAUGACUCCACCUACCAAUACGUCGCCGAAUGGGAGUACUGGGGUUUCUGCACGAUCAUGUUCAUCUUCAACGCAACCGUCUGGUGCGUCAUUCGGCUCUUCUACAAGAAUCUCGUCCACAUGACCAAGCUGCGCGAGGUAGCGAUUGUGGCGAUUCCGUGCCCGGCUGCUGUACCGCCGACCGCAAACGGGGCCUGCAGCAACACCACCACCACCACCACCAGCACCGGCAAAUGCCCCAACGGCAUACCGCAUCACUAUCGCAAGGAGAACAUGCACCUGAGCGACGGUGGACUGAAGCACAUUCUCUUCGAUGCCAACGAGGCCAACUAUCUGGUGUAAGCGGCGGUUGGGCGACAGCUUUCGGCGUCUUCGUGCACGCACAAAUGGCACAGAUCGCGAUAGUGGAAUGGUAAAUUAUUUGCUGUGAAAAGGAGGACGACGAAAGAGUUCCGGAAGAGUUCCAUCUCUCUCUCUCUCGCCUCCCAUUGAUUGUUCAUCAAUCAUCAUCAACCAUAAAACUGAAUUUUACUGUUGUUAGCUGUUGGCCCACAGGCAGACAGGCAGGCUUGCGUAGUUGGAUCCUUCUGCUUCCUUCGCGCCCCUCCCAUUGGAACGUACCGAAUUUUGCCGUGUGUGGUUGUCUCGUUGUCUCUCCCCCUGGAUUGGUGGGGUGAAAUGGGAGUAGGGAGGGUGUGGGGUGAUUUUGUGCAAAGAGCGAACGAUUUGCAAAUUUAGACACAUUGGUUUUGCUAACAGACAAAAAAAACGAUACAAGAAGUAGCACGUCACAAGCGCGCGCGGCUGCACUAGCUGUUUGUUGUAUUGGAAUAUGUAGUAGAGGAACAUCUCCUAUAAUAAAAAAAUUACCAACAACUGGAUGGAUUAACCUUG